Molecule: messenger RNA, 270 nt
Organism: Angiostrongylus costaricensis
Lineage: Eukaryota; Metazoa; Nematoda; Chromadorea; Rhabditida; Metastrongylidae
Source: the annotation of a GenBank genome assembly
AUGCUACUUAAGCGAGUAAUACGAGUGGAUCACUUUGAACAGUACAAAGUUCCAAAGUACAAGGAGAACGCAGAUGAAAAGUCGAAGCGAUUGUGGGAGAAGGGUUGUGCUCCAAAACCUAUACGAAGAGCCGAAAUAGAUAUAUGUUUUAACAUGGUUUUUUUUGCUGUUAUAUUUCGGCUUUCUUAUUGGCACGAGUAUCAACCAAAAAAGAGCAAGAAUACUGAGAUUGACACGGAUAGUGCUAUUGUGUCGUUAAAGGUAGCUUAA